AUGGCGAGAAUGCAGAACCAGCGUGGAGGCCGCAUCAUGCUCUGCCAAGUGCCCGCGCCUCAGCCCAGCCACUGGGACAGUGGCCUGCACGCCUUGGAGAGCGCCUUCAAGCUGGUCAAGAGAAUCAAGCAGAGCUUCCUGGACCUGCACCAGCUGGCCACUGUCAGGGAUGACCCGGAGCUCCGCCACUUCCUGGAGACCCACUACCUGCACCAGCAGGUCCAGCACCUCAAGGAGCUGGGAGACUAUCUGACCAACCUGCGCAAGAUGGGCAGCCAGGACAGUCAGAUGGCCGAGUAUCUCUUCGACAAACUCUGCCCGCAUUGCUCAUAA
This is a messenger RNA of Ochotona princeps (American pika), 333 nucleotides long. RefSeq names its product ferritin heavy chain like 17 (gene FTHL17). Gene Ontology annotation, molecular function: ferric iron binding; ferrous iron binding. NCBI's taxonomy places the organism in Eukaryota, Metazoa, Chordata, Mammalia, Lagomorpha, Ochotonidae. The record is from RefSeq and is a predicted model, not a curated record. The transcript has a single exon. Gene Ontology annotation, cellular component: cytoplasm. The coding region runs from base 1 to 333 and encodes 110 amino acids. Gene Ontology annotation, biological process: intracellular iron ion homeostasis; iron ion transport.